Molecule: messenger RNA, 2846 nt
Organism: Schistosoma mattheei
Lineage: Eukaryota; Metazoa; Platyhelminthes; Trematoda; Strigeidida; Schistosomatidae
Source: the annotation of a GenBank genome assembly
AUUAUAAAAGAUGAAGUUUCACAUUUAUGGAGCAAAAAUUUUCAACAUGUUUUAGAGUCAACGUUUACAGUAUAAACCUUUGUUACUCUCGAAUUGCCUACUAGUUUUUCUAUCAUAUAACUUUGUUCUGUAACUUCUAACAUCUUUCGUUAAUUAUAUUUACAAAUGUGUCAGGGAGUAACAGCUCUUACAUAAAACAACAGAAUCCCACUUGUUGAGCGUGGUAAUUAUGAAAUAGUUAAGUUAGAGUCAACUCAAAUCUCUUCAGAAAAAACCUGUUAAGUGCCAAUCUUAUAGAUAGCUUUUGGUCUGUGUUUUUUCCAAAAGGAAAUAUAACAAUAUUUCAGGAUUAACUUUUAUGUUGGUGCGUAUAAGCUUGAAUAUACAGAGAUUAAAAAGUUUGAAUAUCUUUGAUAAAUUUAUGGUGUCGUUUGAUGUUUUUUCUCCUGCACAACGACAUUUUUGGAACAAGGAAUGAAUUUCGUUUGCCAAAAUUAUGAUACAUCUUUAUUAGAAGAAGAACUUAUGUGUACUAAAGGUAUACAAUACCAUUUCAAUAAUUUACUGUAUUGUCAAAUUUAUGGAGUCUCUAUAAGUGGCCCUUUGAAUUUGUUUUUGGAUAAUAUCUUUGUUGGAAAACGUGAACAGAGGAGAUUGAAGCCUAUUGACUUUGAGACACUGUUUAAUAGUAGAAAAUGAAAGAGAAGAAAAAGUUCUCUUUUCGGAAGCUGAUUGGUAAAUUUGAAGAAUCAUCAAAAUCACAUGUAAAUGAAAUGUUUAAUAAAUCUCAUUCCGAUAUACAAAUUGAUUUAAAUAAUCAACAAAUGGAAAGUGAACUAGAAUUUGCACAUAAAUUAAUGAACUCACCAGAAGAAAUGGGUUUAAGUUUAGAGGGCAGAGAUAAUGAAAUUGAAUGUUAUGUACAAACAAUAUGUGAACCAUGUACAUUAAGUAAAAAUGCAAUAAAUUUUGAUCGUUUACUACGUCGUAUUGAUACAACUAAUGCACGUGUAACAACAUUGAUCAAUUUAUGCACUACAGCUAUUUUAGCCUCAGAUAAAACUGCUAUUAAUUUUCUAGUGAAUAGUUUAAAACGUAUGCGACGCAAACAAAAUUUGUUAAUUAAUGAAGCAGAUGAUACAAUGUUGACAUUUUUAAAAGAUCCUCUGAUUUUAUUACGUUCAAAGAAGAAAAAAGUUGAUGAUGACGAUGAUGAUAAUGACGAUGAAGAUGAUGAUGGUGAUGAUGUAGAAAACGAUAUUGAUGGUAAUGGUAAUGUACGAGAAGGGAAUAUAGAAGAUAAAUGUGAAAAUAGUAAAAAAAAUGAGGAGGCACAAAUUCGUUGGGAAAUGAGUAGUAAUCAACUAAGUACUGAUUAUUCCACAAGUGAUAGUGAUAAUGAUGGUCCAACGCCUGAAUUUGUUUUAAAUUUAUCUAAACAAAUACGUAAAACAGAAGGUACACGAUUAAAACAAAAUUUACGUUUAAUCAGUCGUAAAAAAUCAUCAAAUAUAGGAAGUAAAAAAGCAUCAUAUAAUGUUCCACCACCUUUGAAUCCACUUGGACAUAAUCGUAAUGAUUUAUUACGUUCACAUGCUACAGUAGCAAGUGGUCUUUGUCAACAAAGUCAUAAAAUAUCAUCAUCAUCUAUGCUAUCAACAAAUGGAUUACAUAAUACUGAUACAAAAUAUACACCAACAUUACCAUUUAAUUUAUUAAGUUUAACUGGACAAUUAUCAUGGUUAAUUUCAGAAUAUAUUGAACGUGGUAGUUCAACAUAUAAAUGGGCUACAGAAUUAAUUAAUUCAAUUGGUAAAAUGUCUGUCACACGAUCUACAUGGUUAAAUGUACAUCAACAAUUAAGAGAAACAACAGAAUUAUUAUAUUCACAUCGUGAUCAACAAUUAAAAUUAUAUUAUUCAAUUAAUGAAACACCACAAGUAUUAUGUCAAUCAACAAAACAAUUAAACAAUCAUAAUAAUAAUAAUAAUAAUCAUAAUGAAAGAAAAUUAGUACAACUAUCUUGUUUAUUAGAGAAAAAAUUACAUUUAGCUUAUUUAUGUGAUUUAUUAUUAUGGAAAGCGCAUAAAAUAAUUUUGACUCAAUUAAAUUAUACUGAUGAAGAUAUAGUGAAAUGUCAAUCGAUGGAUUUUCAAAUACGUUUAUUUGAAUUACAAUUAGAUCAAUUAAAUGGACAAAAUUGGUCAACAAAUUUAAUGAAUUAUAUGUUAUGUUGGUUAAAUGAUAUAUGUGAAUGGAAAAAUCAAUUUAAUUUAAAUUCAUCUGAUAUUGAUUAUUUUAUAUGGAAUGAAUUUUAUGUAUUUAAAAAUUCAAUUGAUAAUUUAUUCAAUUUAGUUCAAUCAUUAAAUGCUUGUAAAUUAAUAAGAUCAGCAUUAGAUGAACAAAAUAAUAAUCAUAUUAAUGAUAUGAAUCAAUCAAUUUAUAAUUAUCAUUUAAGUAAUAGUUUAAGUAAUAUUAAUUUAGAUGAUAAUCAAAGUAGAAUAUCAUCAUCAGAUGGAUCAUCAUCUAAAAUACAAUCACAUAAUCGUUUAUCACAUAAUAAUUAUCAUCCACAUCAAUCACAUCAUAGUCAAGGUGAUUUUCGUAUAUUAGAUGCUGAACGUUGUUCAAGAUCAUAUUCAGCAUUAGUUAGACAAAUACAAGAGAAUGCUAUGAAUAAUAGACCAUUAGCUUAUUUUGCUGAACGUGCUUUAUAUGAUAUUGCAGUAGAAUUAGGUUGUACAGUAAAUUGGGAUGAACGAUUUGAUAGUUUAAGUAAAGAAUUAAAAAAUGCAUGGCAAGAAUGGGAAUUAAUUAUACGUGAAAAAAUAGAUCGUGAUUUCUAG